Messenger RNA from Abrus precatorius (Indian licorice), 4907 nucleotides. RefSeq names its product leucine--tRNA ligase, chloroplastic/mitochondrial. Gene Ontology annotation, biological process: leucyl-tRNA aminoacylation. NCBI's taxonomy places the organism in Eukaryota, Viridiplantae, Streptophyta, Magnoliopsida, Fabales, Fabaceae. The transcript has 18 exons. The record is from RefSeq and is a predicted model, not a curated record. Gene Ontology annotation, molecular function: leucine-tRNA ligase activity; ATP binding; aminoacyl-tRNA deacylase activity. Gene Ontology annotation, cellular component: cytosol. The coding region runs from base 21 to 2504 and encodes 827 amino acids.
UUCACCGUGUCUUCAUCCAAAUGCUACACACUCAUCUUCAACUUCAUCACCAUGUCCUCUUCCUUUCUCCACACUCCAUUGCAUCACCAUUUCCCUUCCCUUCUAAACCCAAGAACUUUCGCUCUUCAAGAUUCCCCCCAAUUACCAUUGCAAAAGGUUCUUCUGCUCUCAGGUUCCGCAAUUGUAGCCGGAGCAUAAAAAACACAGCGGAUAAUGGCGGAGUGAACGAAACUGAGCUUAAAUAUCAACCGGUUAAUAGGGCGUACCCUUUCCAUGAAAUCGAGCCAAAGUGGCAGCGUUUUUGGGAACACAAUCGCACUUUCCGAACCCCAGACGAUGAUAUCGACACGUCGAAACCUAAAUUCUACGUUCUUGACAUGUUCCCUUACCCAAGUGGAGCUGGGCUUCAUGUUGGUCAUCCACUUGGAUAUACUGCCACAGACAUUCUUGCUAGAUUUAAACGCAUGCAGGGAUAUAAUGUGUUGCAUCCAAUGGGGUGGGAUGCUUUUGGAUUGCCAGCAGAACAAUACGCUAUUGAGACAGGAACUCACCCGAAGGUAACUACGGUGAGGAAUAUCAAUCGCUUUCGCACUCAGUUAAAAUCAUUAGGAUUCUCAUAUGACUGGGAUCGUGAAAUCUCUACCAUAGAACCUGAAUAUUACAAAUGGACUCAAUGGAUCUUUCUACAACUUCUAAAAAGAGGAUUAGCAUAUCAGGCUGAAGUUCCAGUUAAUUGGUGCCCUGCCCUUGGCACUGUGUUGGCUAAUGAGGAGGUGAUUGAUGGUGUCAGUGAACGGGGUGGUCAUCUUGUAAUAAGGAAGCCAAUGAGGCAAUGGAUGCUCAAGAUUACUGCAUAUGCUGACCGUCUUCUUGAGGAUUUAAAUGACCUUGACUGGCCUGAAAGUGUAAAAGAAAUGCAGAGAAAUUGGAUAGGGAGGUCAGAAGGGGCUGAGAUGGAAUUUUGCAUUCUCGAUAAUGAUGGGAAGGAGAGAGACAUAAAAAUUGUUGUGUAUACUACAAGGCCCGAUACAAUCUUUGGUGCAACCUACUUAGUUGUGGCACCGGAGCAUUACUUGCUGCCAUCAUUGGUUUCCACAGCCCAGAGCAAACAUGUGGAGGAUUAUGUAGACCUUGCCUCAAGGAAGAGUGACCUUGAGAGAACUGAACUUCAGAAGGAAAAGACUGGGGUCUUCACUGGCUGUUAUGCAAAAAAUCCUGCAAAUGGGGAAUCCAUUCCAAUAUGGGUAGCAGAUUAUGUUUUGGGGAGUCAUGGAACAGGAGCAAUCAUGGCCGUGCCUGCACAUGAUUCUCGUGAUUAUGAAUUUGCUUUGAAAUAUGAUGUUCCAGUUCACUGGGUUGUGAUGCCAGACGAUAAAAGUAUUGGGUCUGGAAAGGCUUUUCCAGGUGAAGGCAUUAUUUUAAAUUCAUCAAAUACACUGGUGGGGCUUGACAUUAAUGGCUUGUCUAGCAAAGAAGCUGCUCUAAAAGUCAUUGAGUGGGCAGAGAAAAGUGGGAAUGGAAAGAGAAAGGUGAACUACAAGCUAAGGGACUGGCUUUUUGCUCGGCAACGUUACUGGGGUGAACCUAUCCCUGUCAUCUUGUUGGAUGACAGUGGUGAGACUGUCCCACUGCAUGAGACUGAACUGCCCCUUAUUCUACCUGACUUGGAUGAUUUUUCUCCCACUGGAACAGGGGAGCCUCCUCUGUCUAAGGCAGUUUCUUGGGUGAAGACCACAGAUAACUUAUCUGGAAGACCAGCUACUCGGGAAACAAAUACCAUGCCCCAGUGGGCUGGUUCAUGCUGGUACUAUUUGAGAUUUAUGGACCCACAUAAUUCCAAAGAAUUGGUUGAUAAGACAAAAGAAAGGUAUUGGGGCCCUGUUGAUGUGUAUGUUGGCGGUGCGGAGCAUGCAGUUCUCCAUUUACUCUAUGCUAGAUUCUGGCACAAGGUCCUCUUCGACAUUGGUGUUGUGUCCACCAAAGAGCCCUUCCAAUGUGUGAUAAACCAGGGGAUUAUUCUUGGAGAGGUUCAAUAUAUGGCUUGUAGGGAUCAAGAUGGAAAUCUGAUUUCUGCUAAUUCCACUGAAAUGUUGAAUGAACAUAACCUUGAAAAAAUUCCCCAGGAAAAGGUCAUGAAAUCUGGGGAUUCUUUUGUCCUGAAAGAAAAUCCUGACAUACGUUUAUUUGCCCGUGCUCACAAAAUGAGUAAAAGUAGGGGCAAUGUUGUUAAUCCAGAUGAUGUUGUUUCUGAGUAUGGUGCGGAUUCUCUUCGAUUAUAUGAAAUGUUCAUGGGACCAUUGAGAGACUCAAAAUCAUGGAGUACUAGUGGCAUUGAAGGUGUACAUCGGUUUUUAGGAAGAACUUGGAGGCUGAUUGUUGGUUCACCUUUGUCAGAUGGCACAUUUAAGGAUAGAACUGUAUCAGUGGAUGAGGAGCCUACUAUAGAACAACUUCGUUGUCUUCAUAAAUGCAUUGCUAAGUAUUCAGGUAACAGAGGAAAUUGAGGGCACGCGGUUCAACACUGGAAUUUCUGCAAUGAUGGAGUUCCUUAAUGCUGCAUAUAAGGUAUUUUUUUGUGCUUAGUUUUUCUAGGUCUGUUUAUAAAAAAAAACAAGUGUUCCCAGGCAGUAGUAUCCAUUAGGGUCUUAAUUUUGGCUUUUACAUAGGUUCCUGAAACAGGGAAGCUAGUGCCUAGAAGGUCUAGUCUGGGGGCUAAGUCAUUUUGUAGAUUAUGAUGAAGUAAAAACUUUGGAUCUUAUUGAUAUGUUUGGCUGCCUGGAGUAAUAAGCAAAAUGAAGACAAGCUUCUGCAUAUCAGUGCCGUUUUUAUUGUACACGACAUGCCUUUAUGAAGUGUAUGUUGUUCUUAGUAAAGAAAAUGCCAAAAUGUUCCUUUUGCUUUGUCCCUCUGUUUCUCAUUUUCCGUUUCUUAUUAAUAAGCAGUGAAUUCCCCACUUCCUGUUACAGACAAUCAGUUUGAUCUCUAUAAUUUUCUUGCAUGUAUUUUCAGUGGGAUAAACAUCCAAGGUCAGUUAUUGAGGCAUUUGUUUUGCUGCUUUCACCAUACGCACCACACAUGGCUGAGGAGCUAUGGUCUCGGCUGGGGCACACAAAAUCAUUAGCAUACGAGCCUUUUCCUAAGGUAGGAAUUUGGGUCAAUAUCAAAUCAUUCGUAGUCUCAUGGCUUAUCAAGUUCUGUGUUCACUAAUUUUCAAUUUCUUUUGUUGAUAACAUACUAUCUCCAAUAACCUGAAGCAGACAUUUCACACUCUUGUAAUGUUCUGUAGUUUACUUUCGAUGAUUACUUGAAGUAUAAAUUUUGGGCUUUUAUACCUUACAAGAGUAUAACUUUUAAAUUAUUUACCUCAGUGGUACAGGUUUACAUUAACAAAGAACAAAUUAUGGCUUAGUUUUAGUGGCACAACUUUCAGCAAAUCAUAACACAGCCCCUACUCAUAACAAGUGAUUUUUAUUUUAUCUUUUUGGUUUUUUAAUGAUAUUUAAAGUAAUGAAAUAUAUGAUUUGCAUCAAUCAUUUCUCUAAGGAAUAACUUUAAUGGCAUUGUAUAUAACAUUUUGAAACUUCUAGCUUAUAAUUUUAGGAAAAUAUUAAGCUUAUUUUAUUAAAAAAAAUGCUUUAAAUUUUUAGUUAUAGUUGAUAUUAGUUAAAAUUAAGGAAAUGGAAUAAAUAUAAAACAUUUAUCUGCCAAAAAUUUUCAAAAAUAUAGUUGGGGUAUAGAUUCUUCUAUUUAUUAAUUAUGAAAGGAAAGGAUGGAUUUCAAUGAGAGGAUCCUGAUCUGAUUGAAUAACUUGCUAUUAGAGUUGAUUGUGUGCUCGGACUUACUACAAGCAGUGCCAUCAAGCUAGAUUUACUCCUACUAACUUCCAAGCUUGUACUUGUGCAGUAAAUAAUUAAAAAAUUACACAAAAGUGGGAAAAUAAUAAUUAAAAAAUUACACAAAAGUGGGAAAUAUUUUCCCACUUUAACAUUUGUAUGGUAGAAAAGCCAGUACUUCAUUCCUUUAUAAUGUUCUCAACAUUUCAUGAUAAACUAAUGCUCUUUAGUCCCAAGUUUACUUUAGAUUUGUUUCAUAGAACUAAAAUGGUGAAAUCUAAGUCAUUUACACCGACUACUAUUUAAAUACCUGGACUGUAGUCAGACGAAGAUCCAUGACUUUAAUACUUAACUGGAACAAAAACUUUGGAUUCUCACAAGUAGAUGUUUUACAGGUAUUAUACACUAAACUGUAUUAUGCUUGUGAUAUGUUGUAAUUGCAGGCAAAUCCUGCUUACCUGAAGGAUUCCAGGAUAGUCCUUCCAGUUCAGAUUAAUGGCAAGACAAGAGGUACCAUUCAGGUUGAAGAAACUUGUACAGAGGAGGAUGCUUUUGUAUUAGCAUCUAGGGAUGAAAAGCUAUCCAAGUUUUUGCAGGGUCAAUCUGUCAAAAAAAGAAUUUAUGUUCCGGGCAAGAUCUUGAAUGUUGUUUUGGACCGCAAAAAUAUUAAGGUUGGUGUACAGUAGCUUCUUUCAUACUGUGUACAUUUCUAAUGGAAGCAACACUCGGCCUUUGAAUUUUCGUUGUGCACUGGUCAACUUGGUAAUUGUUAUGCAUCCGCUCCAAAACCAAGCUCAUCUAAAGAAGGUAGACUGUUAAUUUAUGUCCAGCUUUAAGAGGUGCAUAAUUUAGGAGGAAGGUCAGCGGGAGUUUCCAGCUUGCUUUGACCAUUUCUUGCUCUACAUGCUUAACCAAUUUAUUUUAAACAUCAUGGCAAACACAGGGUAUCUUGGCACCUGUAAAGUUGUGUUGUACUUAAUGCUGUCUGGUAAUGGACCGUCGUCUUCUUGAUAUUAAUUUCAUUGUAUCAUUUUAUAUGAUAAUGGUUUGGAAUAUUGGUAAAUGCAAAUUAAU